CCGAUAACACUUUCACAUCCUUUGUCAGCAUUGUCGAAAUAAAAGUUUGUUGUUUUGGUCGCUGAUUUUAGUUUUGUUAAUAAUAAUGUCGGCACCAAUAGAAAUUCCCUUGCGGGAUACAGACGAGGUUAUUGAGGUUCAUCCCGAUCAAUUGCCAGAAUGUCAAGAAGUACUAGCAAUUUUACGCCAGGAACGUUCCCAAUUAAAUACUUGGGUCAAUGUAGCCUUGGCAUACUACAAAGAGAAAAAAACCGCAGACUUCAUAAGACUUUUAGAAACUGCGAGGACCGAAGGUAAUACCGACUAUCGAGACAUGGAAAAGGAUCAAAUGCGGGCGUAUGAUAUGCUGGCUGCUCAUUACGUGCAGGAAGCAAACCGUGAAAAAUCAAAAGAAAAGAAGCGAGAGUUGUUUAUGAAAGCCACAAAUCUGUACACAACAGCAGACAAAAUUAUAAUGUACGACCAAAACCAUUUAUUAGGUAGAGCAUAUUUCUGCUUGUUAGAAGGCGAUAAAAUGGAGCAAGCUGAUGCUCAGUUCAAUUUCGUACUUAACCAAUCGCCGGCAAAUAUUCCAUCUCUUUUGGGAAAAGCAUGUAUAGCCUUUAAUAAGAAGGAUUACAGAGGAGCUUUGGCUUUUUAUAAGAAAGCUCUACGAACAAAUCCCAAUUGUCCAGCGAACGUGCGAAUGGGUAUGGGUCAUUGUUUUCUAAAAAUGAAUAAUCAAGAGAAAGCAAAGCAGGCCUUUGAAAGAGCACUCGAACUUGAUUCUAAUUGUGUCGGUGCACUUAUUGGUUUAGCUAUAUUAAAGUUAAAUUUGCAUGAACCUGACUCAAAUAAAUUAGGUGUACAAAUGCUUUCACGAGCCUAUACCAUCGAUUCUACAAGCCCGAUGGUUUUGAAUCAUUUAGCGAACCAUUUCUUUUUUAAAAAAGAUUACCAAAAAGUACAACAUUUGGCUUUACAUGCUUUCCACAACACCGAAAAUGAAGCCAUGAGGGCAGAAAGCUGCUACCAAUUGGCACGCAGUUUCCAUGCUCAGUGUGAUUAUGAUCAAGCUUUUCAGUACUACUACCAAUCAACUCAAAUUGCGCCAGCGAACUUUGUCUUGCCUCAUUAUGGACUUGGUCAAAUGUACAUAUACCGGGGUGAUACUGAAAAUGCUGCACAAUGUUUCGAGAAAGUUUUAAAAAUUCAACCAGGAAAUUAUGAAACAAUGAAAAUAUUGGGUUCUCUUUAUGCGAACUCAAACUCACAAGCCAAGCGAGAUAUGGCGAAAUCACAUUUAAAAAAAGUUACUGAACAGUUUCCUGAUGACGUGGAGGCAUGGAUAGAAUUAGCUCAGAUAUUGGAACAAAAUGACCUUCAAGCAUCCUUAAACGCUUACGCUACUGCAUCAAAUAUUCUAACUGAGAAAGUUAAAGUUGACUUACCGGCAGAAAUAUUAAAUAAUGUUGCGGCACUACAUUAUCGUGUCGGUAACUUAGCUUUAGCCAAAGACAAGUUAAAUGAAGCAAUACAGCGAGCUAAAGUGGAAGCAGAAAACUCGAGUGCAGACAAACAAUAUUAUGAUUCCAUUUCUGUUUCAAUGACAUACAACUUGGCUCGUCUUAACGAAGCUAUGUGCAGUUUUGACGUGGCAGAUAAAUUAUUCAAAGACAUUUUAAAAGAACAUCCGAAUUAUAUUGACUGCUACUUACGAUUAGGCUGCAUGGCUCGUGAUAAGGGUCUCAUUUUCGUAGCAUCCGAUUUCUUCAAAGACGCAUUAAAUAUCAAUAAUGAUAAUCCAGAUGCACGAUCUCUAUUAGGAAACUUACAUUUGGCAAAAAUGCAGUUUGCUCUGGGACAAAAAAAUUUUGAAACUAUUUUAAAAAACCCAGCAACUGCUACAGACGCUUAUUCACUGAUUGCACUUGGAAAUUUUUCACUGCAAACGCUUCAUCAGCCCAUUCGGGAUAAGGAUAAGGAAAGAAAGCACCAGGAAAAAGCUUUAUCAAUAUAUAAACAGGUUUUGCGCAAUGAUCCAAGAAAUAUUUGGGCUUCUAACGGUAUUGGUGCUGUACUGGCACAUAAAGGAUGUAUUAUAGAAGCCAGGGAUAUAUUUGCACAAGUACGAGAAGCCACGGCUGAUUUUUCUGACGUUUGGUUAAACAUUGCUCAUAUAUACGUUGAGCAGAAACAAUACAUAAGCGCAAUACAAAUGUACGAAAAUUGUAUGAAAAAGUUCUACAAACAUCAUAAUGUUGAAGUUAUGCAGUAUUUGGCUCGUGCCUAUUUGCGUGCAGGCAAACUCAAAGAAGCAAAGAGUGUGUUAUUAAAAGCAAGACGUGUUGCGCCUCAGGAUACGGUUUUACUUUUUAACAUUGCGGUGGUGUUGCAACGCUUGGCUAUGGCCAUAUUAAAAGAUGAAAAGUCAACUUUAGAUGUGGUUUUGCAAGCGGUACAUGAGUUGGAGCUAGCGCAGAGGUAUUUUCAAUAUCUUUCGAUUUGUGGUGAUAAGACUCGCUUUAACAUUGAGAUAGCUGGUCUAGAAGCUAAUCAAUGCCAGGAUCUCUUAUCUCAGGCACAAUAUCAUGUCUCGCGUGCUCGUCGCAUAGAUGAAGAAGAAAAGGCAUUGCGUCGUAAGCAGGAAGAUGAACGUAUGGCCUUUAAGAUGAAACAAGAAGAAGAACGCAAACGUCGUGAAGAAGAACAAAAGACGUCUCGAGAGCAGAUGCUUGUCAAGCGUCAAGAAUAUGUGGAGAAAACAAAGGGUUUGCUCAUUAUCUCCGAAAGUUCUCAACCAAAAGAGCGGAAGAAAGGGAGCGGUCGGCCACGGAAAGAUGGCUAUGUUUCAGACUCUGGUAGCGAUGUUGGUGAAAUUGAUGGCGCUGAACGUUCUAAAAAGAAGCCAAAAGAACGUAAAAAAGGCGGUGGUAGAAAACGGAAGUCGGCUGCAGACAAAUACGACAGUGACAGUGAUGGUGAUAUGCAGCCUAAAGAAAAGAAACAGAAAAAGAAAAAAGUUAAGGAAGGCAAGGAUACCACAGAAAAACUGUCAGCUAAGCAACGUCUUAAAAUUGUUUCAAAAGCUACUAUAUCUACUAGUGAAUCAGACAGCGACGUCGGUGGACGUAAGCGUAAACAAAGCAUCAAUAGCGGUAGUGAAAGUGACGGCAGUGUUGGAUCGAAGCGUGGGCGACGCAUAUCCAGAUCACCUUCGGAACAACGAUCCCUUAGUGGAAGUAGAUCACGUUCUGCUUCUCGGUCUAGAUCUCGUUCACGAUCCCGUUCUCGUUCUGGAAGCGGUUCUGAAAGGCGUUCGAAUUCGCGUUCGCAAUCACGAUCGCGUUCACGUUCACGAUCAAAAUCAGGUUCGAAAUCCAAAUCACGAUCACCCCCGCCAUCGAGAUCUUCGCGCUCUGCAUCUUCUUCACCGUCACCUUCGAAAAAUAAAAAAUCUGCUUCUCGUAGCCCUUCAGUUUCGCAAUCAGAUUAAAACGGCAUGUUAUUAUUAUAUUUAAUGUAUUUGUUUCAAUACAAUACCUUUAAUAAAGAAUGAAAAUUGAGUACAUAUUCCCAAAUGAAUAAUGAUACAUAAU
This is a messenger RNA of Ceratitis capitata (Mediterranean fruit fly), 3578 nucleotides long. RefSeq names its product RNA polymerase-associated protein CTR9 homolog (gene Ctr9). NCBI's taxonomy places the organism in Eukaryota, Metazoa, Arthropoda, Insecta, Diptera, Tephritidae. Gene Ontology annotation, cellular component: Cdc73/Paf1 complex. Bases 86 to 3475 code for a protein of 1129 amino acids. Gene Ontology annotation, molecular function: RNA polymerase II complex binding. The transcript has 9 exons. The record is from RefSeq and is a predicted model, not a curated record. Gene Ontology annotation, biological process: regulation of DNA-templated transcription.